AUGGCCAUCAACCUUGCAAUGAGUCUGGAAUAUUGUAACAUUGUAACACGGGAGCGGGAGCGCGCGGCGGGAGCCUCCGGAGGAGCCGUCGGAGCCGCCGCCGCCGCCGCCGCCGCCGCCGCAGGACAGGACCGGCCCGGCCGCGGCUCCGCCAUAGAGCAGGGGGGCCCGGGCAGCGCCGUCGCCCCGGCCCCGGCCAGCGGCGGGCGGAGGGAGGCGUCCGGGGGCGGGCGGGGGCGGUGGAAGCCUGCGGGCCGGGGCGGGGCCGGGGCCGGGGCCGGGGCCGGGGCCGGGGGCGGCGGCGGCGGCCGUGGCCGGGGUCGGGGCCGGGGUCGUGGCCGGGGCCGGGGUCGGGGCCGGGGCCGGGGCCGUCCCGGCGGCUCCCGGCGGGAGGCCGGUCCCGCCGCCGCCGCCGCCGCCGCCGCCGCCGCCCCGCCGCCCCUGCCCCCGCCGCCCCCGCCGCCCCCGCCCUCCCCUCCCGCCCCGGCCCCGGCCCCGUCCCCGCCCGGCCCCGCCGGACCCCGGCCCGGACGGCCCAACGACAGCGGCAAGAGGAUGGACUGCCCGGCCCUCCCCCCCGGCUGGAAGAAGGAGGAAGUCAUCCGAAAGUCGGGGCUCAGCGCCGGCAAGAGCGAUGUCUACUACUUCAGUCCGAGUGGUAAGAAGUUCAGAAGUAAGCCUCAAUUGGCAAGGUACCUGGGAAAUACUGUUGACCUCAGCAGUUUUGACUUCAGAACUGGAAAGAUGAUGCCUAGUAAAUUACAGAAGAACAAGCAGAGACUAAGAAAUGAUCCACUCAAUCAAAAUAAGGGUAAACCAGACUUGAAUACAACAUUGCCAAUCCGACAAACAGCAUCAAUUUUCAAACAACCAGUAACCAAAGUUACCAACCACCCUAGUAACAAAGUGAAAUCGGACCCACAACGAAUGAACGAACAGCCGCGUCAGCUUUUCUGGGAGAAGAGGCUUCAAGGGCUAAGUGCAUCUGACGUAACAGAACAAAUUAUAAAAAGCAUGGAGCUACCAAAAGGUCUUCAAGGAGUUGGUCCGGGUAACAACGACGAGACCCUACUAUCUGCUGUUGCCAGCGCUUUGCACACCAGCUCCGCACCAAUAACAGGGCAGAUCUCUGCUGCUGUUGAAAAGAACCCUGCUGUUUGGCUGAACACAUCUCAACCCCUCUGCAAAGCUUUCAUCGUUACAGAUGAAGACAUUAGGAAACAGGAAGAACGAGUCCAACAGGUGCGUAAGAAAUUGGAAGAAGCACUAAUGGCAGACAUCUUGUCACGAGCUGCUGAUACUGAGGAAAUGGAUAUUGAAAUGGACAGUGGAGAUGAGGCAUAAGAAUAUGAUCAGGUACUUUCAACUGAUUUUCCCCAAGGGCAAAUUCUUAAAAGUUGGCGAUGAUUUUUUCCACUGGUUUUUGCUUAAAAGAAGAAGUGGACCCAUGCACAUUUAUAUAGCUUUCUAAUAGCGUUAACCAAUGCCUUUUUAGACAUAUUUUUGAUGUAUAUAUCUAUUAUUCAAAAAUUGAUCUUUAUUUUGUGUCCUAUGACUUAAAAGUAGUCUUUUUAAUAUCAAGCAGUACCCUUAAACCGAAGCUGAGCUUUUGAUAUCAGGUUGCAAUCUGCAGGAAUUACAAUACUUGUAUUAAAUAUUUGUUUCCCCUACAGUUUUAGUAUGGAUGAAUCAGGACAACUGAAAAAAAAUGUUUCCCAAUUAAAGAUUAUUAUGACUUCACUGUAUAUACAGAUUUUUAUACUUCUAUUGAGAGAAGACACCUGUACAUUCUUCCAUCAUCACUGUAAAGACAAAAUAAAUGAUUAUAUUCACAGAC
Messenger RNA from Ornithorhynchus anatinus (platypus), 1837 nucleotides. It is a transcript of the gene MBD2, whose product is annotated as methyl-CpG binding domain protein 2. The record is from RefSeq and is a predicted model, not a curated record. Lineage: Eukaryota; Metazoa; Chordata; Mammalia; Monotremata; Ornithorhynchidae. Gene Ontology annotation, molecular function: DNA binding.